GGUGGUGGUGGUGUGUGGUAUCUUUUCCUGACCCGGGGUAUUUCGCCGGGGACUUCUCCAGACCCAAAGUCGCAGGAGCGGGUCACCUGCCAGCGAGGUAGGAGGGGCUUGGCUCUGGGCCGCUGGGACGCGCUCCGCCCGGCGGGCGUCCUGGAGGUGGCGGCGCGGGCCGGCAGGCGGGGCCGGGGGAAGGGGAGGGCUCGGCGAGCGUCGGGCGGUGACGGCAGCGCGGAGGGGAGGUACGAAGCGCCCGCCCGCCGAGAGCCAUGGCGAGAGGCCGCGGCGCGGCGCCCGCAUCAGUGCCCCGGUCCACAGCAGCGCCCCCGCCCGCCGCCCUGGGGCCCACCCGGCCGCCGCCCCCGCGCACCCAGAGCCCCUGACGGCCGCGCGCUACGAGCGAGACGCCCCCAGAGAGCGGCCGCGCGCGGGAGGGCGGCGCGGGAGGGAGCGCUGGGGUUCCCGAGCGCCCCGACGAACCCCGCGUCCGGAACCUCGUACCCCGAGCCCGGGAGCGCAGAGUCGGCGGGCGGGCAGAGGAAGGAGGAGGAGGCGCCCCAGCCGAGCCCGUCGCGUGCACCCCGGUGCCGCCCGGCCGGCUGCUGAGGAGGGAACCGGAGCCGCCGGGCGGCCGGGACUCGGCCGAGGACAACGAAGAGGAGGCGGCCAGGAGAGCCGAGCGCCCGGGCAGCCCCGCGCCGGAGGCCCCCGGUAUCACGCCUGCUACGGGGCCGCGCUUCGUGCGCCUCUCGAGGCCCCUUGUCCCGUUGGCCAGAAAAGUCAGAUGAAGUGGGGAGUGAUAUGAUGGAGAAGUAGGAGAGGAGAAGACCUGCACAGUCGCCCAUCAGCUGUCCGCCAGCUCUACAUGGCCCUGGAGAUUCCCCGUGAGGAGCCGCUCCUGGUGUGCCAGACCUCCUGGGGGCCGUCUGCCCGACUGCCCCUGACUCCGGCAGCGGGGUCCCCGAUGGCAGUGGGCACCUCCCCGUGAAACCUGCCAAGCUGGACGCCACAGCUCUGCACGACGACACUUUGGCCAACUCCGUGCCCCCUUCGGAGGCGUGCAACCAUGCAGUCCUAGCCUGCAGCCCGGGCAUCCCUGAGGAACACUAUGUAAGCGAGGCUGUGGAAGAUGCUCCCGGCUGCAGAGGGUACCGGGAUGCCUGCACCAUCACUGACGUGUGCAACAGCACUGACCUUCCGGAAGUUGAGAUCAUCAGCCUGCUGGAGGAGCAGCUGCCCCAUUACAAGCUAAGAGCUGACACCAUCUACGGUUAUGACCACGACGACUGGCUUCAUACCCCCCUCAUUUCUCCGGAUGCCAACAUUGACCUCACGACCGAGCAGAUUGAGGAGACGCUGAAGUACUUCCUUUUAUGUGCUGAAAGAGUUGGCCAGAUGACUAAGACAUAUAAUGACAUAGAUUCUGUAACUCGGCUUCUUGAGGAGAAAGAGCGGGAUCUAGAGUUGGCUGCUCGGAUCGGCCAGUCGUUGUUGAAGAAGAACAAGACACUAACCGAGAGGAAUGAGCUGCUGGAGGAGCAGGUGGAACACAUCAGGGAGGAGGUGUCACAGCUCCGGCAUGAACUGUCCAUGAAGGAUGAGCUGCUUCAGUUCUACACCAGCGCCGCAGAGGAGAGCGAGCCGGAGUCUGUGUGCUCCACCCCGUUGAAGAGGAAUGAGUCGUCCUCCUCCGUCCAGAAUUACUUCCAUCUGGAUUCUCUCCAGAAGAAGCUGAAGGACCUUGAAGAGGAGAACGUUGUACUUCGAUCAGAGGCCUGCCAGCUGAAGACGGAGACCAUUACCUAUGAAGAAAAGGAGCAGCAGCUGGUCAACGACUGCGUGAAGGAGCUGAGGGACGCCAACGUGCAGAUUGCCAGUAUCUCGGAGGAACUGGCCAAGAAGACGGAAGAUGCUGCCCGCCAGCAGGAGGAGAUCACACACCUGCUCUCUCAAAUAGUUGAUUUGCAGAAGAAGGCAAAAGCUUGUGCAGUGGAAAAUGAAGAACUUGUCCAACACCUGGGGGCCGCCAAGGAUGCCCAGCGGCAGCUCACGGCCGAGCUGCGCGAGCUGGAGGACAAGUACGCCGAGUGCAUGGAGAUGCUCCACGAGGCCCAGGAAGAGCUCAAGAACCUCCGGAACAAGACAAUGCCCAACACCACGUCCAGGCGCUACCACUCGCUGGGCCUGUUUCCCAUGGACUCCUUGGCGGCGGAGAUCGAGGGAACCAUGCGCAAGGAGCUGCAGCUGGAAGAGCCCGAGUCGCCAGACAUCGCUCACCAGAAGCGAGUCUUUGAGACCGUAAGAAACAUCAACCAGGUCGUCAAGCAGAGGUCUCUGACCCCGUCCCCCAUGAACAUCCCUGGCUCCAACCAGUCCUCGGCCAUGAACUCCCUCCUGUCCAGCUGUGUCAGCACCCCCCGGUCCAGCUUCUACGGCAGCGACGUCAGCAAUGUCGUCCUUGACAACAAGACCAACAGCAUCAUCCUGGAAGCAGAGUCAGCAGACCUGGGAAACGAGGAGCGGAGCAAGAAGCCGGGCACGCCGGGCACCCCGGGCUCCCACGACCUGGAGACGGCGCUGCGGCGGCUGUCCCUCCGCCGGGAGAACUACCUCUCGGAGAGGAGGUUCUUCGAGGAGGAGCAGGAGCGGAAGCUCAGGGAGCUGGCGGAGAAGGGCGAGCUGCUCAGCGGCUCCCUGACGCCCACCGAGAGCAUCAUGUCCCUGGGCACGCACUCGCGCUUCUCGGAGUUCACCGGCUUCUCUGGCAUGUCGUUCAGCAGCCGCUCCUACCUGCCCGAGAAGCUGCAGAUCGUCAAGCCGCUGGAAGGUUCUGCCACCCUUCACCACUGGCAGCAGUUGGCCCAGCCUCACCUCGGGGGCAUCCUGGACCCCCGGCCUGGUGUGGUCACCAAGGGCUUCCGGACGCUGGACGUUGACCUGGACGAAGUGUACUGCCUUAACGACUUCGAAGAAGAUGACACAGCCCACCACCCUGGGAAGUGCAUGUCACAGACAAACUCCACCUUCACCUUCACCACCUGUCGCAUCCUGCACCCUUCAGACGAGCUCACGCGGGUCACACCAAGCCUUAACUCGGCCCCGACUCCAGCUUGUGGCAGCAGCAGCCACUUGAAGUCCACGCCGGUGGCCACGCCGUGCACUCCGCGGAGACUGAGCCUGGCCGAAUCCUUCACUAACGUCCGUGAGUCCACAACCACCAUGAGCACAUCCCUGGGGCUGGUGUGGCUGCUGAAGGAGCGGGGCAUUUCCGCGGCUGUCUACGACCCCCAGAGCUGGGACAGGGCCGGCCGGGGCUCUCUCCUGCACUCCUACACCCCCAGGAUGGCCGUGAUCCCCUCUACCCCGCCCAACUCGCCUAUGCAGUCGCCCAUGUCUUCCCCGCCCUCCUUCGAGUUCAAGUGCACGAGCCCUCCCUACGACAACUUCCUGGCUUCCAAGCCAGCCAGCUCCAUCCUGAGGGAGGUGAGGGAGAAGAAGGCUGUCCGGAGCAGCGAAAGCCAGACCGAUGUGUCUGUCUCCAACCUUAACCUCGUGGACAAAGUUAGGAGGUUUGGUGUGGCCAAAGUGGUGAACUCGGGGCGAGCCCACGUCCCCACCUUGACUGAGGACCAGGGACCUCUCCUCUGUGGGCCCCCGGGCCCCACGCAGGCCCUUGUCCCCGGAGGCCUGGUACCUGAGGGCCUGCCCCUUGGAUGCCCCACUGUCACCAGUGCCAUCGGCGGGCUCCAGCUCAACAGUGGCAUCCGACGGAACCGCAGCUUCCCCACCAUGGUGGGGUCCAGCAUGCAGAUGAAAGCCCCCGUGACGCUCACCUCGGGCAUCUUGAUGGGUGCUAAACUCCCCAAACAAACUAGCUUACGGUGAGGCUGGGAGAAGGCCCUUCCCCUAGAGGAAACCAGUUCUUGCUCUCCCCUCCCUCCCCUCCCCCUUCACUGCACACGCUUCCUCUGCUCUCCUCUGCCCAUCCCCUCCUGAGCUAGACAAAUCAACCUCGUGCCUAAUGGGGGCAGAGUGGAGACUCUGUAAAAUGUGUACAUAGGACUUGGAGACCUGUAUCUGCCCUGCCCUUCCUUCGAAUCCCACGGGAAGCACCCCAGCACCGACAUCGCUCUCUUGAGGACUUGGCCCGUGCUGGCCGGGGGCAGGGGCAGCCCGGUGUCUUUCCUCCUCCUUUCCUUUGAGAAGCGUUGAAACCCCCACGUGUGUUCUUAUCCCAUGGAUAGGAAACCAGUGAAGUGGCUGGCUGCCGGAGCCACACAUCCUGAGCUGUCACGUAGCACAGUGGCUGUGCCGCCUGGUGUCACUGGGCACCUCGUCUCACCCUCCCUGUAAGAGCGUAAGGGGCCUCCGUCCGCUGCCACGUGCAGCUGCCGUAGCUUUCACGAUGGGAGAGCUGUUCUUUCUUUCUUGGGUCCCAGCUUCUUCAAGACCAUCACGGCUCGGCCCCAACGGACGGUCGCUUCUUUUCUUGAGCUGUGACUUUUUCUUCUCAUGCCUUCAACCUGAAUUCAUCCCUCCGUGUUUUGUAAUCCACCGUCGGGCCAGACGUCUGACCUGAAAGAGAAUGUAUUUACACUCCUGCUGCCCCGUUUGGCAGCCCCUGUGUGUUCUGUGUGAUUUGUUUUAUUUUUCUUCUUCUUUUUUUUUUUUAAUGUAUGCAGGGAAGUAAUGGUACUAGAUGGGAAGUCGCAGUGAAUGUUCUCUCUGUGGUUCUGUGACACCAAAAUACAAGUUUCAGACACACCAAGCCGCUCAUGAGAUAGCAGCUUAUUUCUGGGACCCAGUGUCACAACCAAAUUAAGACCAAGGCGAUUUUAACAAUAGGAUCAUAAGGAAAGGGGGUUGGGGAAAGGUGGUGGAUGAAAUUUUGUCAACAGUAAAAGAGAAGAACCAUGGCCAAAGGUAACACCAGACUGGUUCACAGAGAAAUGAGGCUUUGGCGGUCCUCUUGUUCUGGCCCUUGUUCUGGACCCUAGACUGGUGAGCCUGCUUUCAUGUCUGUGGUCUUCUUCUGCAGCCGUUCGAUGCCCUCAAAACACGUUUUGCCCUCUUGUUUCAGAACAGAGCGGUCCCCAAAAGCCCUUUGUGUCCUUGUGCCACUUUUCAUCCUUAGGAAAAGGUAGAGGUGUUGUGAGAAGAACCAUGAACGGACAGGGAGUCUGGUCCCAUCGCCGUCACUGACUCAGUUUCAAACUUUUAUUUAUUAUUUGUGUGUGCUGUAUUUUAAACAAACAUCUUCUGUCCUCUCCAGCUCGGUCACGGUGUGCCUGCGGCUUUCCAAUCCAAGCAGGUCAUUUAUUUAUUCUGAUCUGAGGACUGCACUGCAUAUCACGGUGCUCUGUGGCCAUUUCUUCCAGACAUUUAUGGAAGGAUAGCACCAUAGGAAAAUGAAAUUGUCAUUUGCACCCCCCAUUACCCUCCUCCCGCCACCCUUGGCAAAAGACGUAUCCUUCAGUUGAGUGAGUGUGACCUUACGUCCACUGAAGAUACUUCGAGAAAGUCCCCAGGAGCAAGCUUUGGUCCCAUGAUUUCAUGCUAUUUAUUCUCUGAACACGAGGGUGUUGGUUAAUUGUGUUUUCAACGCUCCUCGCUGUGGUAUGUGUGCACUCAGUGCAAGGAACUUAUAUCUUUUUAUUUGAAUGUAUUUUAAAGCCGUAGGUAGAAUAACAAAGGAAUAUGAAAACCAUGGAUGGAACGGACCAUUUUAUGUAUUCAGAGAGAGGGGCCACCCAUCAUCAUAAAGGAAAUACCCGUGUAAAAAUCAACAAUUCGGAGGUUGCAGUAUUUAGUAUAGUUAAUAAAUGAUCAACAUUGUGCACCCACUACCAAAAAGUGUGUUGUAAUGCAUCCAAAAUCAACAAUUAAAUUUUAUUUGCUAGUGAGUACCAAUAAAAUAAGUUCAAAUGAUGGAAAGCA
Molecule: messenger RNA, 5934 nt
Organism: Orcinus orca (killer whale)
Lineage: Eukaryota; Metazoa; Chordata; Mammalia; Artiodactyla; Delphinidae
Gene: TRAK1
Product: trafficking kinesin protein 1
Exons: 18
Coding region: 1393-3882 (829 amino acids)
Biological process (GO): neurogenesis; endosome to lysosome transport; anterograde axonal transport of mitochondrion
Cellular component (GO): dendrite
Molecular function (GO): GABA receptor binding
Source: RefSeq, a predicted model, not a curated record